AUGGCGGUGGAUCGGAAGAGAUUUGAUGGGCAACGGUUUAGAAGGGAGAGUUUAAUGAGGGAGACACUUACUGAAAAUGGGCUUGGGGAUGAUUUUUCCAAUAAUCUUCCAGAGAUAAUUGCUGAAUCAGAAGUGUCUUUGAUAGAUGAAGUGACUAAUAUGAAUGCAGUGAACUUACCCAAUUCCAACUCUGCUUCUAGUGAUGAUGAUGAGAACCUUGCAAUUACUGCAGAGCAUGAGCCCACAUUAUUCUCUGAGGCUGUACAAGCUCCUCAUUGGCGAGAGGCCAUGCGCCAAGAGCUUCAGUCACUUGAAGACGAUGGCACUUGGAUACUUGAGGAUCUCCUUCCUGGUCAUAAAGCCAUUGACAACAAGUGGGUUUACAAGGUUAAAUACAAUGCAGAUGGAUCGAUUGAGCGCUAUAAAGCACGACUUGUUGUCCAAGGAGAUCGACAAAUCAAAGGAGUUGAUUACAAUGAAACAUUUGCACCCACCAUUAAAAUGGUUACAGUUUGUGCCUUUCUCGCUGUUGCUGUUGCUCAUGGAUGA
Molecule: messenger RNA, 549 nt
Organism: Ipomoea nil (Japanese morning glory)
Lineage: Eukaryota; Viridiplantae; Streptophyta; Magnoliopsida; Solanales; Convolvulaceae
Exons: 3
Coding region: 1-549 (182 amino acids)
Source: RefSeq, a predicted model, not a curated record